UCUACAUUACAGAAAUCACACAACAAUUGCAACUGAUUAUUUGAAUGCGAAAAUAAAUUCCUGAAUACAUAACUGUUUAUAUGGGAGCAAACCAAUACAUACUCGUACAUAUAUACGAAUCGGGAAUCGGGAAAAAAGUGCGCAGCAACGUAACAAACUCAUUUAUCAAAUAGAGAGAAUAACAAAAGAAAAAACUGAACGAGAAAUACAAAUAAGACUACAAGAGGAGCAACAAAAUAUUCAAUACAUUUCAAAUAAAAACUAACUAAAGUACUUGUGCUUGCUACAAAUGAUAUUAAUGCCACAAAGUUGCAAGUAAGGGAUAAAAACGUGCACAAUAAUCGAGCAAAUUGGGAGAUGUGCGCAACACGAAAGGAACAAAGAAGCAGCUGAACUAUUUCUUUCAACAAAAAACCACUACGAAAAAUGCGACGCAUAGCGAUUUUCACAUGAAAAAUGAUGUUUAUAUGAAAUUAUGGCGAAAAACCAAAUAAUGCGGGAUAUUGCAUACGCGCACAUGCAUUAUAAUACAAUAACAAUGUAUUAUUAGGACAAAAAUAAGAGGGACGAAGAAAGAAAAAACCAAAGAGAAAGUAACAAAACAACAAAGCAACAGAUACGGCAAUAGGAAAGUAAGCGAAAAGGAGCCAUAUGAGAAAAAAACGAUAUGAAAAAAUGUUAAUGUAAUAAGAGUAACAUAAUAAUAAGAACAACAACAAAAAGUGCAAAACAGCAAAACAGCAAAAAGAACAAAUGGUGACAUACAAACAUUACUGUCAAAAUUGAAAGCAACAAAGUAGAAAGUAGUAAAAAAGGUGAAAGCAUGUAGUGCAAGGCGCAAGGUGAAAGGACGUACAAAGAGAACGCUUUCGGGCUUUCGUGCAGGCAAGGAAAAUCUGUACAACAAGCAGAAGACAUUAUUGUCACGACAAACAAUACAGAAAUAUAAUCACAAAAAGCAAACACAAACAGCAUACAAACGAGCGUGCUUGACAGGCAGACUGCUGAGGCGUCAUCUGCAGCGAUAUUCUACGUAGCUUCAGCUGUAGCAACAUUUAUCAAAGAAGCUGAGAGGACCAAUUUUUUGGCGUACAUAUUUUUCCAUAUCUCGCACUUAACGGAAAAAAACAUAAACUCUGCAUUCGCUCGUUCUUACUCAUACUUGUCGUGAAUUCAGUUCAAAAACGCAUUAACCCUAAUGAGUGCGCGAAUUGAGGCUCCAGUCGACGCCAAACAGCUAUCGGGGCUUCUGCUGUGAAACCCUUUGGAAAACACACGUUAGACUAAAAGCUGUGCAUUUGUCGGGGUGAGGUUGUGUGAGUGGUUGUGGACGUGUAGCGUUGGUGGUGGUGUAGGUGCGCCAACUUGCCACGUUUUUUACAUACACAAAUGUCGCCGAUAUUAAUGCCAAUGCACAUGCUGGAAAUUCGGAUAAUACUACUUUGCCUGCCAUCGAUACUACUGGCGACGACGCUAGAGCCGGAACAAAAAUCAAUACUCACCGAUAGCGAUUGGAAGAAGUUAUGGAUGCGAGGCGGUAUAAAUCCCGAUUCAAAAUUGGAUAACAAUAUCGAUACCAGUGACAGUCCCAUGUUCGAGGAUAGUGAGCAGAUGGCGCACAAUACGACCGUCCAAUUGGGAGGCACCGCAUUUCUGGUUUGCAAAGUGUCUGGCGUGGAUAGAGUGGGUGUAAAUUGGAAUCAAAUCUCUUGGAUACGUCGACGCGACUGGCACAUCCUUUCGUCCGGCGCGCAACUCUACACCAACGACGAACGGUUUGCGAUACUGCAUGCGCCCGGCUCGAAUAUGUGGACAUUGCAGAUAAAAUUCGUACAGCGACGAGACCAUGGCAUGUACGAAUGUCAGGUCUCCACACCGACAGGCAUCAUUUCGCAUUUUGUGAAUCUGCAAGUAGUCGUACCCGAGGCAUUCAUAUUGGGCUCCGGUGAGCUGCAUGUCGACAUGGGAUCUACAAUAAAUCUCGUCUGCAUAAUUGAAAAGAGUCCAACUCCACCACAAUAUGUGUAUUGGCAGAAAAACGAUCGCCUUAUUAACUACUACGAUUCGCGGCGUGAUAUUUCAAUCGAAACAACUCCUGGACCCCGUACACAAAGUCGUCUCAUCAUCAGAGAGCCACAAAUUUCCGAUUCGGGAAACUACACAUGUUCGGCCAGUAAUACAGAGCCAGCGAGCAUUUACGUUUUCGUGUCAAAAGGCGAUAAUAUGGCGGCCAUAUCACGAAAAACUUCCUCGGCCGAUCGGAUUGCAGCGAUAUUCAAGUAUCUUCUGGCCCCGUGCGUGCUGGUGAAUACGCUGGGAAUAAGACGCAUUUUUUUAACCUAAGACUUAAAUUAAACUUAACGAAUAAAUUACAAAUAAUCCUACAUAAGAUAUUUUCAAUUUAGAUUUAACUAAAAGAAAAUCAUAGAAAAGUAUGAAAAAUAACUAACUUAAAUGCAUAGCAGUAAACAAUAAAUUUUAGCACAAUUUAAAUAUAUAAUUUAUUAGUGUUCCAUCAAAACAAACAAGAAAAAAAUUAAAGAUAUGAAAGCCAAUGGGGCGUAAUAUUAAUUAAGGUAAGCAAAAAAUGUAAAUAUGUAGUGUUGCAGCCGAAUAGUGUUGAUCGAAUAAAAAAUAUUAUUAAUAAUAAUUGUAAAUUACUAUUUAUGGAAAAUAUUUUUUUUAUUAGAUUAUUUGUAAGUCAUACAAAAAAAUCCAUUUAAACCUACAGAUAUGUAUAAACUAAUUAAUAAGUUAUUGAUAUAUUCGUAAUUACGAUUAAAUUUAGUGCUAAUUUUGUAAUUUAAAUUUCAUAACAAUUUAGUUGUAAAAUUUUUGUAUGUAAAAAGCCUUUAACCAACUCAGUUUAUUCCGCGAACUUUGUAAAUUUUCAUGGACAGAAAAAACAAAUAGAAAAAAAAAUAGAAAAAUGAAUACUAAUUGCAACUUACAAUGCCAUUAAUUGUAAUUAAUUAAAUUAAGAGUUUGUUACAAAUUUAAGCAGAAAUGUUGAAAUCAAUCCGAAAGUGAAAGUGAACAUCUAUGAAAGGAUAGAUAAAUACUUAGUGGAAAAUUCAUUAAAAAAUUAAUAGCAAAAAUGCAAAGAAAUCUUAGUUUAGGCGAGGAAAAACAUUAAUUAAAUUUGCUGUUAAAAUGUCUAAAAUUAAAAACAAAACACAAAUAAUUGUAGAAGUUAAAUUCUAGCUUAAAAUAAAUAUAGUAAAUAAAUAGUUAAAAAAAUAUCAGCUAUAAGUUUAAAAAUUAAAUAUAAAAUAUAAAAAAUCGAAAAAGAAGACACACAAAAAAAUUAAUAAAUAAAAACGAAAGGUGUGAGUAAUUAAAAUUAAAUUGAACAAAAAUGAGCGAAUAGAUAUACUGGAAAUAAGAAAUGCAAAAAAAUAAUAAUAAUUAUAAAUUCUCUUAAAUGUAGAACCCUUAUUAAAAUUUAAUGAAAAUUUGAUGACAUUACAAAUGCUCCCCAAUAAUGCCGAGGCAGUAAAAAUGGCAAUUAGACGAAAAAUUAUACGCACAGUGGACAGUGGCUACGCACUUUUCGAUAUAUUUAAGGUCAUCGAUGACCAAACCCAGGACCCACUGAGUUUAGAUCUGAAAGUUUCAAUACCGAAAGAUGUAAAAGAUGCCCGGAGUACAUCUGCGUCAGCUUCAGCAUCAUGGGUUAGGUUAAUCCGAGGCAUGCAGGAAGAAAAGCAAGAUUGCUUCGCACAAAAACGCUCUCGAAAUGAAACUUAGACUCUUCCUAGCUCUUCGAUUAUUAUUAAACCUUUUCAAAAGCUUUUGCGUCCAAUUGUUAAUUAUAACAUAUUUUGUGUAGCUGUUUCCUGUUCUACUAGUUUAGUUUUUAUUGCUUUUUUAACAUUAUUUACCGUAAGGGGAGCUUAAUGCCAUACAUCUUUGCGUUAUAUUUUGAUUUUUCAGUAGCUAUAGUUGUAGCUCCCUUCUUCAGGAAUGUGUUUUAGGUAGCGUUGUUGAUAAAAUAUAUAAGGACACUUCUUCAGCCUCUUUCAAAAAUAUCGGUGAUUCUCACCGUUUGGUAAUCUGUUGUGUCACUCGUUGAUAGUGUUGCACUUGUCGGCUUGGACAUCGUAAUUGUUCCUGAUCUGGAUGUGUCGAUGUCUUCUUGGCAUGCGUGUCGUUUAAUCGUUAUUUAUUCUACUUUUGGUUAUGAAAUUGUAAAUAUUAUAUUAUUAACCUUAAGUUGAGCUCAAAGAUGUAUGCCAAAACAAAAUAUUUUUUUAAUAACAAUAAAUAAAGUAAGCAAAUAUUUGAAAACUCUACGGAGAGCAUUAUACUUCGAAUUGUUCUUCUUUGACUUUGGAUUUAGAUUUUUUGUUUGAAAAGUUAGCAGGCUACGAAUCUACCCAAAAUUGGCAACCCCAACUCUCUUUUGGGCUCAACUGGACUCCUUUGCUUAGAUCGAAAUGGGAUUCAUAAUUUUGUACUAGUUCAAGGCCGUGCCCAAAGCUUUUUUAAAGUUAUCCCAUGCCUUAUUAUAUAGCUGCCCAAUGUUAUAUCGCUAAUCCUUAUUUGCUCUUUUCACAUACCGUGUCCAAAAGAGAAUGAAAUCGCAAAGCAUGACCUUUGAUAUAAUAUUUUAGAAAAUACCUACAAAUUAUUAUUGUUUUUUUUUUUUUUUUUGUUAAUCUGUUAUGUGGCGAAUAUGAACCAAGUCCGAUUGGAUUAUUUUUCAGGUAGUUUCGUUGAAAAAUUUAAGGUUAUGAGCCGUUCUCCACCGAACUGCGCUAUCGAAGUUUAUUGUUAAGGUCCAAUGUGGAGUUCGCAAUAUUAACCUGAAAGUCAGAAAUAAUUUAUUUGAUAAUUAUUUGCAUUUAAAAAAAAAUUGCCUCUUCCUUUCAUACAACAACUGUUCUUAGACAUUACAUUGGGGAAUAAUUUUAAAGGUAGCUGGAGAAUUCCUACAAAUUUGAGACCAUAGCUGUAUAAUUUCGGUUUAAAAAUUCGCUGAAAUGUAGCCGUAAAUAUUAAUUAUUAAUUAAAACUAACUUAAAAUAUUUACAAUUAAAAUAUGUACGGUUUGACAAAAAAAUCUAACCUUCGUCUUGUUUUUCAUCUUUUUUCCAAAUUAAAAAAUGUUCAAUUUUCCAAUUUUUUUUUUGUUAUUGGUCUUAUUGGUUUUAUUGGUUAUUAUCAAAAAGGCAUUUUUCCCCAAAUAUUCAUCUCACUUAAUAAGUAAUUUAAUAAGGGCGAAUUCACUUUGGAAGUAAUUCAAUACACCUGUGUCACUGCAGCAAAUGUUUGAUCGCAACUACAUUCAGUAAACCAAACCAAAAAUUAAUUUUUAUCGAAAUUUUAUUGCUUUUCUAACUAUAAUUGAAACUAUUUUCAAUUAUUUUGAUGAAGUUGUUGUUACUGCCAUUCCACUGCCCACUGUACAUCUGCCGGAAUGUAACUAUAUUGAAAUAAUAAAAUACAUAACUAUUUGUAGAUAAGCGCAUUUAAUGUACACAAUUCAAUAUGAGA
Anastrepha ludens (Mexican fruit fly) is the source of this 5499-nucleotide messenger RNA. RefSeq names its product zwei Ig domain protein zig-8 (gene dpr12). NCBI's taxonomy places the organism in Eukaryota, Metazoa, Arthropoda, Insecta, Diptera, Tephritidae. Gene Ontology annotation, biological process: synapse organization. Gene Ontology annotation, cellular component: neuron projection membrane. The transcript is spliced from 8 exons. The record is from RefSeq and is a predicted model, not a curated record. The coding region runs from base 1390 to 2343 and encodes 317 amino acids.